AUGGAUUUACCUGGACCAAUACAUGAGAUUCUUAUGCUAUUUGGGGGAUUUGUUCUUCUACUAGGGGGUCUAGGAGUAGUAUUACUUACCAACCCCAUUUAUUCUGCCUUUUCGCUGGGAUUAGUUCUUGUUUGUAUAUCCUUAUUCUAUUUUUUAUUAAAUUCCUACUUUGUAGCUGUCGCACAACUUCUUAUUUAUGUGGGAGCCAUAAAUGUCUUGAUCAUAUUCGCUGUAAUGUUCGUAAAUGGCUCAGAAUGGUCUAAAGAUAAGAAUUAUUGGACUAUUGGAGAUGGGUUCACUUCACUCGUUUGUAUAACUAUUGUUUUUUCACUAAUGACUACUAUCCCAGAUACGUCGUGGUAUGGAAUUCUUUGGACUACAAGAUCAAACCAAAUAGUAGAACAGGGUCUCAUAAAUAAUGUUCAACAAAUUGGAAUUCAUUUAGCAACCGAUUUUUAUCUUCCGUUUGAACUCAUUUCCAUAAUUCUUCUAGUUUCUUUAAUAGGUGCAAUUACUAUGGCUCGGCAAUAA
This is a messenger RNA of Triticum urartu, 531 nucleotides long. Lineage: Eukaryota; Viridiplantae; Streptophyta; Magnoliopsida; Poales; Poaceae. The record is from the annotation of a RefSeq genome assembly.